AUGAAAUUUGUAAAAUUUUUUUUAGAGAAAUUUGUAAAAUUUUUUUUAGAGAAAUUUUCCUCAGAAGUAGAUGCUUUAACGGACGUUGGAGUUGUUCGUAAACCAUAUCCAUUAGUAGGGAGUCAAACUCUAUCUAGAUCGCCUUUAACAAAAACUGUCAGUAAUCAGCAUGCGAAACAGUACCAUUCUAAACGUGUCUUUAAGGUUAUUAUAUUGGGCGAUGCUGGUGUUGGAAAAACUUGUCUGAGUUUUCGAUUUUGUAAUGGAAGAUUUCCUGCACAAACUGAAGCUACUAUUGGUGUGGAUUUUCGUGAAAGAUCUGUUAUUAUAGAUAGUGAACUGAUUAGGAUCCAGUUAUGGGACACUGCUGGUCAAGAGCGCUAUCGCCAUUCAAUUGUAUCUCAUUAUUAUCGAAAUGUUAAUGCUGUAGUAUUUGUUUAUGAUAUUACUUGUCCAUCAUCAUUUCGAUCACUUUCUAGCUGGAUUGGUGAAUGUCACAAAUAUUCUGUUUCUGCUAAUAAUGAUACUCCACAUAUUCUUAUUGGCAAUAAGUGUGAUUUAAAAUGUGAAGACAGGGUAAAAACUGAUUUAGCUCAGAUGUUUGCUGAUCAGAAUGAUAUGGCUUUGUUUGAAACAUCGGCACUAGUAGAUUCUGAAGCUGACCAUGUCGAAUCAAUAUUUAUGACACUGGUACAUAAGUUACAACAAAGUAAACCGAUGCAUGUUCAGAGUGAUGCAGAAAGGGCUCAGAAAGAAGAACGGCUUUUGCUGAAGGCUGACGAAGCAGCUAAACUUGCAGAAGAACAAGGCUGGUGUUGUUAA
Molecule: messenger RNA, 822 nt
Organism: Dracunculus medinensis (Guinea worm)
Lineage: Eukaryota; Metazoa; Nematoda; Chromadorea; Rhabditida; Dracunculidae
Source: the annotation of a GenBank genome assembly